AUGGAUUCUUUCCAAAACUAUUCAGAAUUGUCGCAAACUGCUGAUGAAAUAUCAACCAAAGUCAAGAAUUUUGACGGCAAUCAUCAUGCCAGAACCGAACUUCUCAAACAGAUUGACAAACUUCGACUUCUGCUUGAGGAGCCAAUUGACGCAGUGAUGCGGCAAUGGGAAUACACAAAUGUCAUUGCUGCUCUCAAUCUUUUAGUUGAAACAAAAACAUUCGAGACAAUUCCGCAAGAAGGAUCAAUCACGACAAAGGACCUUGCUGCAGCAGUCAAUGUAGACGAAUCUGCCAUUGCCCGUGCAUUAAGAAUGUCUGUCAUGUUUGGUAUUGGAGAAGAGGUAAAGUCAGAUGUUUUUGCGCACAAUAGUAAAUCUCUUGCAUACCGACCCGGUUUCCAACAAGAAUUCUUCAAACUCAUUUAUGACCAUACUCCCGCAUAUAUCAAGCUCCCAGAAUACUUCCGAACUCAUUCUAAAGAAGAUCUUUACGAUCUGACAAAGGGACCAUACGCCUAUGGCCAUGGAUUAGAAGGAAAAACUUAUUAUGAAGCAAUUUCUCAUACUCCAGAGCGUCUACAUAUGUUUAAUACGACCAUGGUAUCCAUGGAAAGACAAUCUCCAAUCACCGGCAUGUAUCCAUUCGCUACACUCAAGGACGAAGUUGAAGCGGAAAGAGCGAGACCAUUUGUGGUGGACAUCGGAGGUGGAAGAGGCCAAGCUUUGAUUGCCAUUCAAAAAGAAGCACCUGAAGGUUUUGGGGCAAAGAUGAUUCUUCAGGAUAGAUCAGAGGUUCUGGAAAGUUUAACUGAGCAAGAUAUUCCUAAUAUUGAGAAAAUGGUUUAUGAUUUUCAUACACCCCAACCUGUUAAAAAUGCUCAUGUCUACUUCAUCCGACGCAUCCUCCAUGAUUUUUAUGAACCAGUCUGCGUUCAACUUCUCAAAAAUAUCGCAUCGGCUAUGGGUCCUACAUCCCGCGUGGUGAUUGCUGACAUGAUACGAUCAGAGAAGACUGAUAUAGGUGGUGAAAUGAUGAUUUAUUGGAUGGACUUUUGUAUGAUGAUGUUAAAUGGAAAGGAGAAGAGUGAAAAAGAGUUCAGAGAGAUUAUUGAUGCAGCUGGAUUGGAGGUUAUCAAAAUCUGGAGGUAUCCAGUUGGAACGCAGGCACAGAUCGAGUGUCGACUGAAAAGAGUAUAA
Messenger RNA from Botrytis sinoallii, 1197 nucleotides. RefSeq lists its product as uncharacterized. The transcript is spliced from 5 exons. The record is from RefSeq and is a predicted model, not a curated record. Gene Ontology annotation, molecular function: O-methyltransferase activity. Bases 1 to 1197 code for a protein of 398 amino acids. Lineage: Eukaryota; Fungi; Ascomycota; Leotiomycetes; Helotiales; Sclerotiniaceae.